Messenger RNA from Actinia tenebrosa (Australian red waratah sea anemone), 347 nucleotides. RefSeq lists its product as uncharacterized. The record is from RefSeq and is a predicted model, not a curated record. NCBI's taxonomy places the organism in Eukaryota, Metazoa, Cnidaria, Anthozoa, Actiniaria, Actiniidae.
AGUCAUACAAGUCAGCAAAUGAGCACCAUCAGCGACAAAUGUCGUACAUUUUGAGUUCUUCAAGUCACUCGCCAAAUUCCGAACAGAUAACUGCUCCUCCAGACAAUAGCAGUGGCCAGUUAAUAACAAGUUCACAGCAGUCACACAGCAGCCUGAGUCUCCAAAACACRACGAAUUCGCUCGCUGUGAAUAAUUCAHGCRACCCAGCAGCUUUAAAUGGUGUUUUUCCUGGAGCGAAUAUCAGCAGUAUCUCUCAAUGUCAGUUCCAGAUCUUCAAUGGCCCAGUUAAGUUAAUCCAACAAGGUGCAAAGCGACGUUAUGUUAUUGAGAGCGACGACGAAGACUAA